AAAAAACUUGAAACACUUGGGUCUGAAGAUGAGUACGACGGAGAUUUUAAUGAAUCAAGUGAAGACCUGAUAUCUCCAGUACCAGGAGGCCCGUUUUCAGCUCUGACACCGUCCAUGUGGCCGCAAGAUAUCCUAGCAAAGCUGAACCAACCUGAAGACCCAAAUUCUCAACCAGACUACAGGUUCGACGAGUUUGGCUUUCGAGUCGAAGAAGAAGACGGCCCUGAACAGAGUUCUAAAAAACUCCUGGGAGUGCCAUUCGUCGAGGACCCACAGCACAGACAACAAUGGCUGACCCUAAUGGAGUUCAGUCGUUCCCAAGAAAUCCCAGAAACUCUGUGGCACCGAACAGACCAGCGUCUGCCCAGAACUGACAAGCUCAGAGAGAUGGUGAGACGUGGAAUUCCUCACUCACUUCGUCCGAGAAUCUGGAUGAGGAUGUCCGGAGCUCUGCAUAAAAAAAUAUCCUCAGACAUGAGCUACAAGGAUAUCGUAAAAGCAUCAAGCAGCGACGCGUUGAUGACCAGUAAACAAAUAGAGAAAGAUUUACUGAGGACUAUGCCAGCGAAUUCCUGCUUUAGCAAUUUACAUAGCACGGGAAUCCCAAGAUUGAGGCGAGUAAUGCGAGGCUUGGCUUGGCUCUACCCGGACAUUGGCUACUGCCAAGGAACAGGAACUAUGGCCGCGUCUCUGCUGCUUCUGUUAGAAGAAGAAGAUGCGUUUUGGAUGAUGGCUACGAUUGUGGAAGACUUGCUGCCUGCUUCUUAUUAUUCUUCUACACUUCUAGGGGUUCAAGCAGACCAAAGAGUCCUGAGGACACUUAUCGCUAAUUACUUACCUGACAUUGAUCAUGUUUUGUCGCAGCAUGAUAUAGAAUUAAGCUUGAUCUCUCUUCACUGGUUCUUAACUCUCUUUGCUUCAGUUGUCCACAUGAAAAUUCUGCUGAGAAUCUGGGACUUGCGACGGCAUCUAGCCUACCUAAUGGCUGACCAGGGUGGCCUGGUUGGUAAUCCUGAUGCAGUACCCAAUUUACCAAAGCAACACCUCAAUAAGCGGCAAAUGAAGCGCAACAAGUCGGUCCUCCAGACAUUUUUAUUCGGCAGCGACGACAGCGAAGAGGAUGCUAAGUCGAAAAAUAUAAGACAGACGGAAAUUCUGGUUGAUUUAAGAGAAACUAUCUUACAAUUAGCAAGACACUUCAUCAAUGUGGAUCCUAAAUUGACUAAUGUGUCGUUAAUUGCUGACUACACCAUGGAGAGCCACUCGAAGGACCAUGAUAAUUAUGUCAAUGUCUCGCGGACUCGUAAUAGACGAGCUAAAGCGUUGCUGGACUUUGAGAGACACGAUGAUGAUGAACUGGGGUUCAGAAAAAAUGAUAUCAUAACUAUUAUUAGUCAGAAGGAUGAGCAUUGCUGGGUUGGUGAACUGAAUGGACUUCGCGGCUGGUUUCCGGCUAAGUUUGUUGAGCUGCUGGACGAGAGGAGCAAACAAUACACGUGCGCUGGAGAUGAUGCUGUUAGUGAGGCAGUCACUGAUCUUGUUAGAGGCAGUCUCUGUCCGGCUGUUAAGGCUUUUCUUGAACACGGGAUGCGUCGGCCGUCUUUCCUUGGGGGCUCUUGUCAUCCCUGGCUGUUUAUUGAAGAAGCUUCUACUCGGGAGGUUGAGAAAGAUUUUAAUUCGGUCUACAGCAGGCUUGUUCUUUGCAAGACUUAUAGGCUUGAUGAGGACGGCAAAGUUCUUACGCCAGAAGAGUUACUUUAUCGCUGCGUUCAGGCUGUUAAUUUAACCCACGAUAACGCUCAUGCACAAAUGGAUGUUAAACUCCGGUCGCUAAUUUGUUUGGGAUUAAAUGAACAAGUUUUGCAUUUAUGGCUUGAGGUUUUAUGCUCUUGUGUUGAAAUUGUGCAAAAGUGGUAUCAACCAUGGAGUUACAUUAAUAGUCCAGGCUGGGUUCAAGUCAAAUGCGAAUUAAGAAUUCUUAGUCAAUUUGCAUUUAAUUUAAAUCCUGACUGGGAAUUACCAAGAAAAAAAGAACAAUCACAACCCUUAAAGGAUGGUGUUCGCGAUAUGCUUGUUAAACACCACCUUUUUUCUUGGGAUCUGUGA
Molecule: messenger RNA, 2106 nt
Organism: Cotesia congregata
Lineage: Eukaryota; Metazoa; Arthropoda; Insecta; Hymenoptera; Braconidae
Source: the annotation of a GenBank genome assembly